Messenger RNA from Microthlaspi erraticum, 1308 nucleotides. NCBI's taxonomy places the organism in Eukaryota, Viridiplantae, Streptophyta, Magnoliopsida, Brassicales, Brassicaceae. The record is from the annotation of a GenBank genome assembly.
AUGAGAACAAGAGCAAGAAGACGAGGGAGAAGAAGAGGAAGCUUCUUCUUAGAUAUGAUCUUUUUGUUUCGUCCUUGUUUCUCCAACAUUCUCCUCCUCUCUAUUCUUCUCUUGUCUUCUUAUCCUUCCUCCGUCUUGUCGUCUGAAACCAAGAAUCUCUCACCUAGAAACCAAACCCUCCGGCCACUCGAGGAGCUUAAUAAGCUCAAAGCCAUUAAUCAACAUUUCAGGAAGAUCAAUAAACCUUCCGUCAAGACUAUUCAUAGCCCUGAUGGUGACAUCAUAGACUGUGUUGUAUCACACCACCAACCAGCAUUUGAUCAUCCCAGAUUAAGAGGACAGAGGCCACUGGAUCCCCCUGAGAGGCCAAGAGGGCAUAAGAAGAGGAGAGGAUUGAGACCAAAGAGCUUCCAGUUAUGGAGUAUGGAGGGAGAGACAUGUCCUGAAGGAACAGUCCCUAUCAGAAGAACAAAAGAAGAAGACAUUCUCAGAGCAAACUCUGUUUCUAGCUUUGGCAAGAAAUUGAGACAUUUCAAGAGAGAUACCAGCAGCAAUGGCCAUGAACACGCGGUGGGAUACGUGAGCGGAGAGAAAUACUAUGGAGCAAAAGCAAGCAUCAAUGUGUGGGCCCCAAAGGUGCAGAGCCAAUACGAGUUUAGUUUAUCUCAGAUUUGGAUCAUCUCUGGUUCCUUUGGUAAUGACCUCAACACCAUUGAAGCUGGUUGGCAGGUGAGUCCGGAGCUAUAUGGAGACAAUUACCCAAGAUUCUUUACUUACUGGACCAACGAUGCAUAUCAAGCAACAGGAUGCUACAAUCUCUUGUGUUCCGGUUUUGUGCAAACCAACAAUCAGAUUGCGAUUGGUGCUGCAAUCUCUCCCUCGUCUUCAUACAAGGGUGGUCAGUUUGAUGUUACUCUGCUUAUUUGGAAGGAUCCGAAACAUGGAAAUUGGUGGCUCGAAUUCGGGUCGGGCGUUCUAGUCGGGUAUUGGCCAUCGUUCUUGUUCACGCACCUGAGGGAGCACGCGAGCAUGGUCCAAUAUGGUGGUGAAGUCGUAAAUUCGAGUCCAUUUGGAGCCCACACUUCGACACAAAUGGGGAGUGGACAUUUUGCAGAACAAGGGUUCACAAAAUCUUCUUAUUUCAGAAACAUCCAAGUAGUUGACUGGGAUAACAAUUUGGUCCCUUCUCCAAACCUCAAAGUACUUGCGGAUCAUCCAAACUGUUACGAUAUUCAAGGCGGCUCUAAUCGUGCUUGGGGGAAUUAUUUUUACUACGGAGGACCAGGAAAAAAUCCUAAAUGCCCCUGA